Dichomitus squalens LYAD-421 SS1 is the source of this 1291-nucleotide messenger RNA. RefSeq names its product tetraspanin Tsp2. Lineage: Eukaryota; Fungi; Basidiomycota; Agaricomycetes; Polyporales; Polyporaceae. Bases 32 to 1291 code for a protein of 419 amino acids. The transcript has 4 exons. Gene Ontology annotation, cellular component: membrane. The record is from RefSeq and is a predicted model, not a curated record.
CACCGUCCCGCCUAUGCAACGCGGCGUCUAGAUGGAGCGCAGUCCUUCUCACUCACGCUCGUCCUCCGUCAAUUCUCACUCUCCGUCCAUCCAGUCUGCCGCCAAUUCCACUCGUUAUAUGCUAGCCGGCAUGAACAGCAACAGCAGCGGCCUCGACCCCCCCACCCUUCCCUAUGGCUCCCGCGCCAGCUCCUUCCGCUCCAUGUCGCCCAAGAACGACACCCCCCUCAUGGACGGCAAGGCCACAUCCCUAUCCGUCAACUACCUCCCGUCCAAGUUCUCUUCCAACAUCCUCUCCGGAGGCAUGAAACGGAGGAAGGGCAAGGGUGGCGACAUCCCCAUCCCGAAACGUGGCGGCGGUCGCGAAGCGUUCAGAGCCAACGAAGCCCGUAUGCCCGGCGACGGCGACGACGACUACGAUGGCGUGUCCUUCGGGCAGGGUGGCCGCAAGGGCCGGUUGCGGUGGAACCGCUUCAAAUGGAUCCUGUUCUUCUCGAACCUAGUGUUCUCCGUUUACUCGCUGACAGGUCUAAUUGCAACCCUGCUCAUCCACUUCAAUGUCUGGACGCAUGCCGACAUUAUCCGAGUCGGAAACAAGACUGAGCUCAUCAUCACGACCGUCGCUGCGUCGCUGGCUGUGCUCACCUCCCUCAUCGGCUGGUCUGGCAUCCUGCUCAAUAACCGCGCGUUCCUCGCCACCUACUCCUUCCUGCUCUGGAUCUGCUUCGCGAUGCUUGUCACCCCCGGUUACAUAACCUACAAGAAGCGCACGUUCAAUCUUGAGGGCAAGGUCAACGCGCAAUGGUCGCGCCAACUCGGGCUCGACGGCCGCCUCCGCGUACAGAACCAGCUUCACUGCUGCGGAUACUUCAAUCCCUUCGUUGAGGCCACCGUCUCGCAGACGUGCUAUGCGCGCAGCUUAUUGCCCGGGUGCAAGGGCCCGUACAUCCAGUUCGAACGGGUCAUCCUCGAGCGUUGGUACACGGUCGUGUUCUCGGUCGUCCCCGUGCAGCUGUUUAUCAUGGUCGCGGCUCUGCUCUGCUCGAACCACGUUACGUACCGCUUCGGUAAGGGCAUGAUGCCAAAGGCGUACCGCCUCAACAUGAACAGCAUGGCCGUUAUCAUGGACAAUUACGCUAACCAACUGGCGGAGCAGUAUGGAAACGACGUUGCGUCGGAGGUUAUGGCCCGCUCACGGUCCAACCUCCAGCUGGACUCUAUGCCGACCGUGCCCUAUAACCAGAGUAACUCUCCGUCAAUGGCCGGCAAGUACGAGCAACUUAGGAAGUGA